Rhinolophus ferrumequinum (greater horseshoe bat) is the source of this 2086-nucleotide messenger RNA. It is a transcript of the gene CHORDC1, whose product is annotated as cysteine and histidine rich domain containing 1. The transcript has 11 exons. The record is from RefSeq and is a predicted model, not a curated record. Gene Ontology annotation, molecular function: zinc ion binding. Gene Ontology annotation, biological process: centrosome duplication. NCBI's taxonomy places the organism in Eukaryota, Metazoa, Chordata, Mammalia, Chiroptera, Rhinolophidae. The coding region runs from base 140 to 1138 and encodes 332 amino acids.
GAAAAUUCGCGAAGGUUCCUGAAGCGAAAGCGGUCCUUUCCGGAAGCCGGCAGCCGCCCCAGCCUUCGGACUGGUGGUUGCAACGCAGCGUCUUGCGGUUGCCGGCUUUUGGGCCGGACUGGUACCGGUGGGGAAAGACAUGGCCCUGCUGUGCUACAACCGGGGCUGCGGCCAGCGCUUCGAUCCCGAGGUCAAUGCCGACGAUGCUUGCACAUACCACCCAGGUGUUCCAGUUUUUCAUGAUGCAUUGAAGGGUUGGUCUUGCUGUAAGAGGAGAACAACUGAUUUUUCUGAUUUUUUAAGCAUUGUAGGCUGUACAAAAGGUAGACAUAAUAGUGAAAAGCCACCUGAGCCCGUCAAACCUGAAGUCAAGACUAGUGAGAAGAAAGAACUGUCUGAAUUGAAACCCAGAUUUCAGGAGCACAUCAUUCAAGCCCCUAAACCAGUAGAAGCAAUAAAGAGGCCAAGCCCAGAUGAACCAAUGACAAACUUGGAAUUAAAAGUGUCUGCCUCCCUAAAACAAGCACUUGAUAAACUUAAACUAUCAUCAGGUAAUGAAGAAAAUAAGAAAGAAGAAGACAGUGAUGAAAUUAAGAUUGGGACCUCAUGUAAAAAUGGAGGGUGUUCAAAGACAUAUCAGGGUCUACAGAGUCUAGAAGAAGUCUGUGUAUAUCAUUCUGGAGUACCUAUUUUCCAUGAAGGGAUGAAAUACUGGAGCUGUUGUAGAAGAAAAACUUCUGAUUUUAAUACAUUUUUAGCCCAAGAGGGCUGUACAACAGGGAAACAUGUGUGGACUGCAAAGGAUACUGGGAAGAAAGUUGUUCCAUGUAGACAUGACUGGCAUCAGACUGGGGGUGAAGUCACCAUUUCAGUAUAUGCUAAGAAUUCACUUCCAGAACUUAGUCAAGUAGUAGCAAAUAGUACAUUGUUAAAUGUGCACAUUGUAUUUGAAGGAGAGAAGGAAUUUCAUCAAAAUGUGAAAUUAUGGGGUGUGAUUGAUGUAAAGCGAAGUUACGUAACUAUGACUGCAACAAAGAUUGAGAUCACCAUGAGAAAAGCUGAACCUAUGCAAUGGGCAAGCCUUGAAUUGCCUGCAACCAAAAACCAGCAAAAACAAAAAGAAGAUAAAACAGAAUAAACUGAGAGGGAAUAAAAAGUGUUUGCCUAUUUCAGAAUUCUUACUAUGUGGUGAUGUGGUGGCUUGCUGCUGUAAUCUUUUAUUCUGUUAAUGUUGUUACUGUUGAAUCUGGUAUUUCAGGGUCAACAGUAGGUUCUUAAAAGCCAAAGUCAUUUUAUCUUUUUGUGCCUCCCAUUUUCCUUUUGAGUUACCUAAGAUUGAUUAUUCAUUUCUUCUCCCUUAGUUGUGUCCUAUACUUGAAGAAGCUAGAAAAUAGCUCAUAAACAGUUACAAUAUUUCUUAGUGUAAUAUUAUGUUAAGCCAAGAAACAUAAAGUAACAUUUGUUCAUUUCUUUCUAUUCCAUAAUUAGUAAAGCAAGAUGGAAUGUCAAAAAUUUUAAUUAGUUUUCUCAUGAGUUUGUGUUCCUAUGAUACUUGAAAAUCUUUAAAGAAGAGAGAAAGCUCUGCAAUAUUUUUUCCACUCGGGACGGUUACUUUCUGUGGGAGGUAUAAAUAAUUCUGAGGUAGUGUAGUAAGUAAAGAGGAAUAUGUGCAUUGAUUAACAAAUUAGAAUUUGUUUACAACUAAUUGAAAUAAAAAACUAUAUCAAUACCUAUAUUACUUGCCAAGCAGUAUGAUUUAAGAGUAUAAGAAACAAGUAUAGAGGUGUCAAUUUGGUUAAAAUUUACCAUUUUAUAAAACUAAGCAAUAAUGUUAAAUAUCUCUUUAUUAUUUAUAAGGUCUUGGUAUGAUGUUAUGACUAAAUUGUAUCUGAAUUAUAGCUACACCCUCUUACAAUCUUGAAUUAUGUAUAAAGAGAAACUAAAUACAUAUCUGGCCUCCCUGAUGGAAUACUAUAAAAUUAUAGAUUAAAAGGCUUAUGGAAAUACAUUAGAGUAUCAGAAAACGAUUUAAGCUUUGCUUUAUGACAGCUGUCUGUUACAUGUUAAAUAAAAUAGCUUAAUUGUU